Molecule: messenger RNA, 3435 nt
Organism: Hyaloscypha bicolor E
Lineage: Eukaryota; Fungi; Ascomycota; Leotiomycetes; Helotiales; Hyaloscyphaceae
Product: Het-C-domain-containing protein
Exons: 5
Coding region: 366-3161 (931 amino acids)
Source: RefSeq, a predicted model, not a curated record
GCGGUCUCGGCGACUGAAGCUUCUUUCGACCCUUCUCUUUUGCAUCCUCUAAGCCUGUCGUAUCCCACCAACCACUGGCCGAGUUGGUGAUCGACGGCGUCGUGUUGUCCGGUACUGCACUGCACUGCACAGAGGGGCCUCCAAAACACCUUGGCGCCUCCUGGUGACCGCUACGCGACGACUUCCUUUCGGUCGGCAGAGCUCAUACAGCUCUUGGCAUUCACCAAGAAACCCCUCCAAGCCCCUUGGCGGCGCACUUUUGCUACAAAACCACUGACCGUCUCAGCCCACUAACAUUCCAUCUCUCCGUGCUCUCCUAAAAAGGUCUACAACCCUCCAAUACUCACAUACUCACUGCUGCAAACAUGCCUUCCUUUAGCAUUUCCUCUUCUGUCCUAACCAUUGCCAUCCUGCUGAUCCUAGCACGUCCAGCUCACGCUUUCGGCGCUGGUAACAUUGCUUCUGUUGCUAGGAUCGAGGGUCUGAAUUGGCGCCAUGGAGACAUCGAAGAUACCUUACUUACGCUGGUUAUGUCCAGAGCGGCUGGCGGAAAGAAGUUUGAUAAGAUGAACGUGGCGAGAGUCUAUUUUGGCAACUGGCUCAGAGAUUAUUCCCAAGCAAUCGAUGUCGGUACCGUCAAGUAUGUCUCCGCAGAAGCUAUUCGAAUCCUCCUUUGGGUCCUUGGUUUCAUGACAUUCGGAUAUGGCACAAAGGAAUUUGAAGUCACCUCAGAACGUCUUGGCUGCUACCGUCCGGAAGAUCACAUCGACAACCCAAAGGACUACGCUGAUAACAUCGAUGCUACGCAAUAUGAUACCCGACUUCGUGGCCCAGUCGAUGAACGUGUUGAGUUGGCGAUUGAUCCUAGGACCGGCUUGAAGAACUUCAUUGCAAACGAGAAUGUUGGUAUCAUGACCUCCGCUUUACAUGUCCGCAAGCUGUUUGGUAGAUCUAUUCAGCUGGGACGAUCAUAUGCUCGUAGCAGAAAUAAGGAUGAGCUCUACGAAGCACUUCGUCUAUUGGGUACUGGACUUCAUUGCCUCGAAGAUUAUUCUGCUCACAGCAACUACUCUGAACUUGCUCUUAUCGAAAUGGGAGAGCGUGAUGUAUUCCCUCAUGUCGGCCGUCAAACUCAGAUCCGACUUCAAGGUGCUCAACAUCCUGUUUAUCCUGUGAUCACCGGCACUUUUGGUGGAGUUGACUUCCUUCACUCUGUUAUGGGCGAGUUUGACGACAAGGCCACACAAUCCGAAAUUCAAAAUCUUGAAGGCACCAUGCAAAACAGCGGCCAGGCCAACACAAGCGUCCUCCAAGAACUUCUGAGCUCUGUACCCGAAGGUCUUUUUGGGGGCAAGGACCAGGCUGGCAAAGUAAGUGAGCUCCAGACAAACGCAGCAGCAGCCCAGAUGUCACAAAUGCGUGUUUCUCCCCGUCAACCUGAAGCCUUUACACGCCAGAUGCAGGGAGUCGCCAAACAAAUCUACCCAAUCAUUGAAUGGCACGACGAAGUCAUGAAAUCGAUCACCGAAGCAAUUGAAAAGAUCCCCGUCUUGCCUGAUCUUAUUGAGAACAUUGAGAACGAGAUCAAUAUCUUUGUCUUCUCUCUCCUCGCACCAUUCGUAGUACCAAUCAUCAACCAAAUCAAGACCGAGUUGAACACCGGCUCCUCAGAGAUUAUUCAGAGUAGUAAGGAUAAGCAACUGAUUGUCUUCCAUGAUGAUCAUUCUUCUGAUCCCACGCACUCCAUGCUUGCCAAGGACCAUUUCUCCAAUAUUUUGAACGAGGUUGCCGGAAAGAUUGCUUCUCAAGUCCUUAAGUGGGUCGUUCCACAGCUCAUGCAGUGCUGGGAUGACGAGAGGGUCGAUCCCGAUCGUACCAUCACUCGAAUCAUCAAUGGCGUCUUUCAUCAUCCAGCUCUCAGGAACCAAGGCGAGGAUGGUGCUGUCGAUGGUCGACGCCUCAUGUUUGGCGUCGUUGAAGGUUGGUGGCGCUCGAAGCAGCCGUACGAACAGCAAGAGCUUCGCCAGCAAUUGAGCCGUGACGGUGUUAUGAACGGUCAGAAUCAUAAGGAGGGCGUUCACGAUACUGGCCACGGAUGCGGAAAACCUCUCGGCAUGGCAAAGUCUACAGGUGCUUCGUCUGGCACUGCGGCUGGCGCCUUGAUGGGUGGUAUUUCCGAGGCACUCGGUGGUGGUCAAUAUGGUUCCGGGGUAGGAUUCGGAGGUGGGUCUGGUGGCAACUCCGGCCUUGGAAAAUUCGCCGGGGAAGCUGUAGGAGGCGGAGCUGUCGGUGGGAUUGUGGGGGCUUUGGCCGGUGGACUUGGUGGCUCUCUGUUGGGCGGUGUAUUCGGCGGAGACGAGAAACCAAAACCCCAAGCCUACGUCAAUCAAGGUUAUACACCUCAAGGCGGCUACCAACAGCAAUACACCGAGGUUGCGCACGGCGGAAAUCAGUACGCACAAGCUCAGUACUCUGAGACGCAACUCCCGGGCGGUGGGCGUCAAACCGAUUAUCAGCGCUUCCAGCAGAUUGGGGAUGGACGUGGAGCAGGCUUCGAAGAGCGCACCCAGAUUCAACCCAGUUAUGGAGGCGGCUACGAACAAACCAAUGAACGUAUCUACAGGCAGCCAGGCGGUGAAGUCGACACUGAGACUUGGAGAGAAGGCCAAACUGCCGAUGGCCGUCGCUACCACGAGGCUAGAGCCCACGAGGAACACAGCGAUAGUGAUGACUCUGGACGCAAGAAGCAUGGCAAGCACCAUAAGAAGCAUUAUGAUAGCGAUGAUGAGAACGAUAGGCCACAGCAGUAUCAACCUCCGGGAGGCUUCGGAGGUGGAUACGGCGAACCUCCUCGUGAGCGCUAUGAAGAACGUCGAGAGGAAUUCGGUGGUCGUGGAGGCUUUGGCGGUGGAUUCCAGGAGGCUCCACGUGAGCGGUUUGAGGAGCCGACUAGACAGGAGUACGGGGGUGGUGGUGGCUUUGGAGGCGGAUACCGGGAACCCCCUCGACAAGAAUACGGUGGCAAUGAAGCUGGUUGGGGUGAGCGUGAACGCGAGCAAGAGGAGUAUAGAGAAGAAGUUGCUGAAGAGAGAGAGGAAGAGCGCGAGGAGGAGUACAGAGAGGAGAGACGUGAGGAGGGCGGUGGUGGGUGGUUCUCUUGAUUCCAAACAUCAAGAAAUCCCUCGGUUGUGGGAAUGGGAGACGCGAUGUGUUUGUGAUAUGAUUGGGGACGAGAUGCUAUGAUGUUCAACACCCUGGAGGUGGAGUGAUGCGUUUUCAUAACAAAAGCACGGUUAUUGAUGAUGGAUACAUGGGCAGCUGGAUUGCGUUACGACAAUCAAAAUCAAAAAGCGAUUAGAUAGCACUGAAGAAUGCAUUAGAUGUUUUCUAAGCCCGGCAGUCUAACAUAGAGUUUCCAAUAAACUUGUCCGAGUG